Messenger RNA from Dryobates pubescens (Downy woodpecker), 3993 nucleotides. It is a transcript of the gene MIB2, whose product is annotated as MIB E3 ubiquitin protein ligase 2. Gene Ontology annotation, biological process: protein ubiquitination. Lineage: Eukaryota; Metazoa; Chordata; Aves; Piciformes; Picidae. Gene Ontology annotation, cellular component: cytoplasm. Gene Ontology annotation, molecular function: ubiquitin-protein transferase activity; zinc ion binding; protein binding. The coding region runs from base 353 to 3220 and encodes 955 amino acids. The record is from RefSeq and is a predicted model, not a curated record. The transcript is spliced from 20 exons.
CGGCGAGAGGCCUGGGCGGGGCGGGCGGCCCCGGGGGAGCGGGGUCGAGCGGCGCAGCUGCAGCACCCGCGGGGUGGCCGGGCGCGGCCCGGCUCCUCGGCCGCUUCUCCGGGGGCCGCUGGGCUCCGUCUGCUGCUGGGAUUCCUGCGCUGAGAAUGAACGAGGGAAGGAGGCAAAGGCAGCCCUCGGCUAAGGACAGCGGCUUGCUGAAGGGUCGUUUGAAUUCUCCUCUCUCUCUCCUCUCUCAGGUGUGCUGAACAUGCUGCUGAGGAUGCUGGAUGUGUUGCUGGUGAUACUGCCUGUCUGCAAGGCCCCUCACCUGGAGGAGCUGUAGAGGUUGCCGUGCAGGUGGAUGGACGUGGAGCCCUAUGCCAGCAUGCAGGUCGGGAUGCGAGUCGUGCGUGGAGUGGACUGGAAGUGGGGCAGCCAGGAUAAUGGAGAAGGGAAUGUUGGGACUGUGGUUGAGAUUGGUCGGACAGGCAGCCCGACCACUCCAGAUAAGACUGUGGUGGUGCAGUGGGAUCAAGGCAACAGGACCAAUUACAGGACUGGAUUCCAAGGGGCUUACGACCUCCUUCUCUACGACAACGCACAAAUAGGUGUCCGUCACCCCAACAUCAUCUGUGACUGCUGCAAGAAGCAUGGCAUCCGGGGCAUGCGCUGGAAGUGCAAGAUGUGCUUUGACUACGACCUGUGCACGCAGUGCUACAUGAACAACAAGCACGACCUGGCCCACGCCUUCGAGCGCUACGAGACGGCGCACUCCCAGCCGGUCCUAGUGAGUCCUCGACAGAAUCUGACUCGCAUCACUUUAAAAGGGACUUUCCAGGGGGCUAAAGUCGUCCGUGGUCCUGACUGGGAGUGGGGUAACCAGGAUGGUGGUGAAGGUAAAACUGGCCGUGUGGUCGAUAUCCGUGGCUGGGAUGUGGAGACCGGACGCAGCGUGGCCAGCGUCACGUGGUCUGAUGGGACCACAAACGUCUACAGAGUUGGACACAAGGGAAAAGUGGACCUGAAAUGUACUGUGGAGGCAUCUGGUGGCUUUUACUACAAAGAGCAUCUCCCCAAAUUAGGAAAACCAGCUGAGCUGCAGAGGAAGGAAAGCACAGACAGGCAUCCCUUCCAGCACGGGGACAAAGUGAAAUGCCUGCUGGACAUUGACAUCCUGAGGGAGAUGCAGGAGGGCCAUGGUGGCUGGAACCCUAAAAUGGCAGAGUUCAUUGGCCAGACAGGGACUGUGCACAGAAUCACGGACAGAGGGGACGUGAGGGUGCAGUUCAACAGCGAAACCCGCUGGACUUUCCAUCCUGGAGCUCUCACUAAGCUCAACACCUUUUGGGUUGGUGAUGUUGUCCGGGUGAUAGAUGAUAUGGAAACAGUGAAGCGAUUCCAACCUGGUCAUGGGGAGUGGACAGAUGAGAUGGCACCUACCCUGGGCCACAUAGGCAAAGUGAUCAAGGUCUAUGGGGACGGAGAUCUGCGAGUGUCGGUUGGAGGACAGUCCUGGACCUUUAACCCAGCUUGCCUGACAGCUUAUCAGAGAGAGGAAGAAGCAAACCUCAUGACAACAGAGAAUGCAAAGGAAUCAAAAAGUACUUUGAUUACUGUCUUGGAGAAACUGCUGUCUCAGAAGGCAGAGUCAGAGCAUGCAGGCUGCCUGGUCAUCUGUGCAGCGCUCAACAAUGCAGCUAAAGUUCGAGAGCUCCUUCAGAAGUACCCAGACAAGGUUGAUGCAAAGAACCAGGGCAGAACUGCCCUGCAGAUUGCCUCCUAUCAGGGGCACCUGGAGGUUGUGAAGAUCUUGCUGCAGGCACAUGCCACUGUCAACCUGAGGGAUGAAGAGGGGGAUACAGCACUGCACUACGCAGCUUUUGGAAACCAAGCUGAGGUUGCUCGUGUGCUUGUGGCAAAAGGAGCCAGCACAGACCUGUUGAACAAUGCCAAGUGCACAGCCUUGUACGUGGCUGUCAGCCAAGGCUUCACAGAGGUGGUGCGGACCCUCUGCGAGCUCAACUGUGAUGUCAACCUCCCAGAUUCCCAGGGAGACACCCCUCUGCAUUAUGCCAUCACUGCAGAUUACAAAGUCGUUAUUGAGAUCCUCACUGAAGUCCCCAACAUAGACUUCACUGUCCAGAACUGUCAAGGCUUCAACCUGCUCCACUAUUCUGCUUUAAAAGGCAACAAGCUAGCCAUAAAGAAGAUUCUAGCAAGGGCUCGGCAGCUGGUUGACUCCAAGAAGGAAGAUGGCUUCACUGCCCUGCACCUUGCUGCUCUCAACAACCACAAAGAAGUGGCAGAAAUCCUUAUCAGAGAGGGUCGCUGUGAUGUCAACCUCAAGAACAACCGGAACCAGACACCUCUGCACCUGGCUGUCAUCCAGGGACACGUGGGGAUGGUGCAGCUGCUGGUCAGUGAAGGCAGUGAUGUCAAUGCUGAGGAUGAGGAUGGGGACACAGCCAUGCACAUUGCCUUGGAACGACAGCAGCUCAUGUCCGUCAUGAUGGAGAAGCGCGAAGGGGAGAUGGGGUUGUCCCUCCUGUCCAAGCUGCAGGCUUCUGGCUUUCUUGGCAAUGUGGAGCUGAAUGUUGGGACUGCAAUUGCAUGUUACUUAGCACAAGAAGGAGCAGACAUUAAUUAUGCAAACCAUCGAGGGAAGUCUCCUUUAGACCUCAUUACAGAUGGGAGGAUUGUCCAGAUUGUCAAAGACUUCUCACAGAAAUUCAGGGAACAACAGCAGGUUUCUUCAGAAAGCUCAACCAUCACCUGCAGCCUUCGCCGUGUGCACACCACCCCCAACACAAUGACCAACCUUAGUGUCUCCAGUGUGGCAGUCCCCACAGAGUGCCUGGUCUGCUCAGAGCUGGCCUUGCUCAUCCAUUUCUUCCCAUGCCAGCACAGUAUUGUGUGUGAAGAAUGCUCCAGGAGAAUGAAGAAGUGCAUCAAAUGUCAAGUGACAAUAACCAAAAAACUGAAGCAAGACAGCACCGAGGUGGAGUGCAGCCCAAGCUCCGAGUCCACAGAUCAGAGGAAGCUGAUGGAGGAGCUGCAGAGCCGCUACCGGCAGAUGGAGGAGCGCAUCACCUGCCCCAUCUGCAUCGAUGACCAGAUCAAACUGGUCUUCCAGUGUGGACAUGGCUCUUGCCCAGACUGCAGCACAUCCCUCACUGUCUGCCCCAUCUGCAGGCAGGCAAUCCGGGAGAGGAUUCCGAUCUUCGUCUAAGGAGCCGCUCGCUUCCCCUCCCCUCCCCUCCCCGCCUCCCUCUGUCCUUCCUCUUUGUUUGCAUUGUAGAUGAGACGUGCUGGGCAGGCUGAUGGCUUUGGCUACCUGCAAAAAGCCAUCCUGAAAGAGGGAAGCAAGUAACUGCUGUGACUUGGGUGGAGGUGGAGGGAGUCCUCUCUCCUUGGUGUCAUACGGCUGAGGAGCGGUGCUUGAGGGCAGGCAGCCCCCGCACUCUGUGCUGCUGAUCCGUCAGAAGGAGCUGAAGGCAGGAGUGACCUUAUCUGCUGAGGGCAUGAGAGACUUUCAGACCACAGGUGGAUAGCCUUCCAUUUGCAGAUGUCUCCAGCAGCAUCCAGCUGCAGUGACUGCAUCAUGUCUAGUGCUCUGCAGCAUCAGAUCUGCAUCCUGGCCUGGCUCUGAAAGGAGUUGCUGUGGGAUGAUGUACCUCAGACCUUGGCAGGCCAUGGCAAAGCACAUGCUUGAGCUUCACCUGAGGAGCUGGGGUCACGGUGUCACUUCUCCUUGAUGCCUCUCAGUGGUAGGGAGGUGAUGUCCUAAGACAGCCUGCUGGCUGAACUGGCAGCUGUGGGCUCCACAAGGACUUCAACUGACAAGAGGCAAAUGUGGAUGUGAUGAGACCCUAAAGACAGAGUGUGUGCCUUAGAGAUAAAGUAGUGAACACUGAUUGGAGAAAAUCUGUUGUCACAACAAACAUUUCUAACCUCUAAGUGACACUCUUCUUCCAUGUUUUAUUUUAUGGUUUGGGGUUGGGU